CGUCUUUGACUUCGCCGCCAACUCACGCACACAGAAGUUUACUUUUGAUUACUUUCUCUUCCGAUCUCAACCAUCCUCAUCCUCAUCCUCCACUACAAAUCCCAUUCUACACUCGUUGAUUCCCAGUCUGCUGUUUCCGCCAGAAUUAGGAUCAAAGAGUCGGAGAUCGAGGGAGAAAGAAGAAGGAUGUGCUGCGACUGCGACUGCGAGUGCCGGCCGCUGGGUUGGCUGCUCGGCCUCCCCUUCGCCUUCCUCUCCCUCCUCCUCUCCAUCGUCGGCGUCCUCAUCUGGAUCGUCGGGUUGCUGCUCUCGUGCAUCUGCCCCUGCUGCCUCUGCGUCACCAUCCUGGUGGAAUUCGCAAUCGAACUCAUCAAGGCACCUCUCCAUGUCAUGAGGUGGUUCACCUCCCAGAUCCCUUGCUAGUCUUGUUAGAUCCAUCAAGGCGCCGUUCCACGCCAUGAGGGAUGGUUCACCUCCAAGAUCCCUUGUUAGUCUUGUCAGAUCCAUAGCUAUAAUAUCAUGGAGGUGGAUUGUGUGCUGGCGUUAUGAUCGUUGAUUCAUGUCGAAACGAUGUUUUUAUUUUUAUUUUUACUUUUAUUUUUAUUUAUUUUUUAUCUGUGCGAUGAUUCUUAUCUUCCUUUCUGCUAUGAGAAUUCCUUCAUUCUUGCAA
This is a messenger RNA of Zingiber officinale, 670 nucleotides long. Its product is annotated as signaling peptide TAXIMIN 1-like. The record is from RefSeq and is a predicted model, not a curated record. NCBI's taxonomy places the organism in Eukaryota, Viridiplantae, Streptophyta, Magnoliopsida, Zingiberales, Zingiberaceae. The transcript is spliced from 2 exons. Bases 187 to 423 code for a protein of 78 amino acids.